UUAAGCCUUUCCCCUGCAUCCACAUUGUUGUCAUCAAAAUUCCACCAACUACAUCUUUCCUUCUCCGCCGGUAACCAUGCAAGCUAUCCAAUCUUCAUCUCUCUGGCCAUCUCCGGUCGACCCAUUUCUCAAAACCAUACCCCAAUUCACCAAUGUAAAGCCAUUGAGACCCAAAAGAACCCCUUUUAUCUCAGCUUCAUCCACUACAGUUUCAGCCCCAACAAGGGAAAAAGACCCCAAAAAGCGUGUUGUUAUAACUGGCAUCAAUCUGACUCCACCUCCACCUUCUAUUAUGAGUACUGCGGCCUUGGAAAGGUGUAAAAAGCGUAUUGAACUUAUUGCAAACACUCUACAGUUAGAAGGAUUUUCGCGUAUUGAUGUGUUUGUUCAUGCUGACACUGGCGAGGUACUGAUUAUCAAAGUGAAUACAGUUCCACGAAUGACUCCUUCCACCGUUUUCAUUCAUCAGGCACUUUCAGAGCAACCUCCCCUGUAUCCGCAAUAUUUCUUCCGCACGUUGCUUGAUCUGGCAUCAGAGAGAUCUAUGUGAAUAUAAUUAUAUGAGAAGAUUUCAGGUUGUUCAUUUCUCUCUUACUAUCUGUUGUCCAUCCAUCAUUUCCUUCCUAUGUUGUAUGUUAAUUCAAGACUCUUUGUAAAAAUGUUGCCGAUUUUGUGAUUGCACUAGCCAUGUGUGUUUUCAUUAUAUUAUUUACUUGGUAUGACAUUGUUGUUGACAAAAUAUAUUUAUGUGAACAAUUUAAAAGUAGCAGUAACUUAAUUUUACAGUUUUUUUAAUACAUUAAAAAAUGAUUUAUAGUUUAAGAUUUUUUGUAGACAACAGAUUUUAAAAGUCAUAGGUUCGGCUUAAGUAUAUCAACAACCUCUGUACAUUUUGAAAUGAACCCGAGGAGAGGAUAAAGUAAUGAACUCGCACUAUGUCUUCACAACAAAGCCUGACAUACUGUUCAACCGUGAAGUUACUUCCAUGCUGCUCCGUCGUUUUGAUGUAUUUAAACCAUGGGUUACUGAUUUUGUAUCGUAUUGCUGUUGAAUUUUAGACUAAGCUAUUUCUUACAUUUCUGAUCAAAUUUCAGUAUACUGUUGCUAUGUGUCGAGCUAAAUUUUGCUACACUUUUGGAUAUAUUUGAGCCAAUGGUUUGCCUA
Solanum lycopersicum (tomato) is the source of this 1164-nucleotide messenger RNA. RefSeq lists its product as uncharacterized. Gene Ontology annotation, biological process: peptidoglycan biosynthetic process. Gene Ontology annotation, cellular component: chloroplast. NCBI's taxonomy places the organism in Eukaryota, Viridiplantae, Streptophyta, Magnoliopsida, Solanales, Solanaceae. The record is from RefSeq and is a predicted model, not a curated record. Gene Ontology annotation, molecular function: D-alanine-D-alanine ligase activity.